UGUCUCCAACUUUCCUCUUUUCAAUAUUUUCUUUUGAUUUUGUCAGAUUUAGAAGCCUGAGAGUUUUGUGACCAAAUCAGAGAAAAGGGACCUCUCAUCUCCCCGUUCACCAUUUCACCCUCUUCUUUCAUCAAUAUGCUUCUCUUGGUCGUUCCAUCUCCAAUCGUCGUUGAGCAUAUCUAGGAACACCUCCCAUCAAGUAAAUCGUUUCUUUCAUCUUUAGACUCAUCAUGGCUAUGUUAUGGGCUAACUGGUUAGCCGACCUAGAAACAAAAUGAAAAACUAAUGACCGAAAACUUUUAUUUUCCUUCUGAAUGUUUCUGAUGUGUGCGCUAAUUUGUGAUUUAUCCACUGAUCCUGUGUUGCAUUUGGUAAUGAUGGAUCUGGAGUCCCCUUCUACUAUUACAUCUGUUAAACCCAACUCGAUCCCUGUGAGCACAGCUUCGAAACAGGGGAGGGCUUCUGCAUCAAAGGCCGUGCCGACCGUACAAACCGGAGUUAAAGGCCAGAACUUCUCCGUUCGCAUUUCGUGCCACAAUCCCCGAAGCUGACUUAAGACUCAGGCAGUCAAACGAGGCAUCAAAAUUGAAUUUAAUAGACAGACCAUCAGGAGGUUUCCAGUUCUCCUUCUCCCCCACGAAGAGGUUCCUAUUUCUGUCUAACCAAAUCGACCAUAAUCCACAACCAAACAAGCGUCGUUGGGACUCCAUGCAACUUCAAAAUAUCCAGGACAUUCGCCAAAGACAUGCCAUAUGGUCUCAAUUCCCACCUUACAUUUGGGGCAUUUGUUGCUUUGGGUCAAUGGUUUGGCAUAUAAGUUGACCAUCGUGGGGAUGAAAUUCCAAGACACUCUCCAAAUCAAUAUCUUAAUUUUAUUGGGGAGUUGUAGAUCCCAUAGUUGUUUGCAGAAUUGUUUUGUUGUAAUCUGUAAAUCAUUAAAUCUAGGAGUAGAGUUCUAUGUCUGUAAUAGUUUAUAGGCACUUCUUACCGAAAACAUACCCGAGGGCUCACCGCGCCCAUAUUACCAUGUCAGCAUGCUCAUCCCUCGCAAGUGGAACCUGCAAGAUUCUGUCUGCAUCAUUCAUCUCGAAGUCAUGGCUGGAGUUGCACCUGAUGGAUCACAAUAUGAUGCUCGUCAAUACGACAGUAAAAUGAAUGAAUUGCUUGCUGAUGAUGGAAAUGACUUCUUUACUUCUUACGAUGAGGUCUACGAGAGCUUUGAUAAAAUGGGUUUGCAAGAAAACCUCCUAAGAGGCAUCUAUGCUUAUGGGUUUGAGAAGCCGUCUGCAAUUCAACAAAAGGGAAUCGUGCCCUUUUGUAAAGGUUUAGAUGUAAUUCAACAAGCACAAUCAGGUACCGGUAAAACGGCGACUUUCUGUUCUGGGAUCUUACAACAGCUGGAUUAUGGUUUAGUACAAUGUCAAGCUUUGGUUCUUGCUCCCACUAGGGAGCUUGCGCAACAGAUUGAGAAAGUUAUGCGUGCACUUGGUGAUUAUUUGGGUGUAAAGGUUCAUGCAUGUGUUGGUGGAACUAGUGUCCGGGAGGAUCAACGAAUCCUUGCAGCUGGCGUCCAUGUUGUUGUUGGUACCCCGGGUCGUGUUUUUGACAUGCUUCGUAGGCAGUCUCUUCGUGCAGAUUAUAUUAAGAUGUUUGUCCUCGAUGAAGCUGAUGAAAUGCUCUCUCGUGGUUUUAAAGAUCAGAUCUACGACAUAUUCCAGCAACUCCCUCCGAAAAUACAGGUUGGUGUUUUUUCUGCAACCAUGCCACCCGAGGCUCUUGAAAUUACCAGGAAGUUUAUGAACAAACCAGUCAGGAUUCUUGUGAAGCGUGAUGAGCUCACCCUCGAAGGUAUUAAGCAGUUUUAUGUCAACGUUGACAAGGAGGAGUGGAAGCUCGACACGCUUUGUGAUCUCUAUGAAACUUUAGCUAUAACUCAGAGCGUGAUCUUUGUUAACACCAGACGCAAAGUUGAUUGGCUUACCGAUCAAAUGCGGAGCCGUGAUCACACGGUAUCCGCCACCCAUGGAGAUAUGGACCAGAACACUCGUGAUAUCAUCAUGCGCGAGUUUCGAUCGGGAUCUUCUCGUGUGCUGAUCACCACUGAUCUAUUGGCUCGAGGGAUUGAUGUCCAGCAGGUCUCGUUGGUUAUUAACUAUGAUUUGCCAACACAACCGGAGAACUAUCUUCAUCGUAUUGGUCGAGGUGGUCGGUUUGGGAGGAAAGGUGUAGCGAUCAACUUCACAACACGAGAUGAUGAACGGAUGCUUGCCGAUAUCCAAAGGUUCUACAAUGUAGUGAUAGAGGAACUGCCUGCAAAUGUUGCGGAUUUGAUCUGAUUGAGUCAGCGUUUUCAUACACAAGAGCAAAGGUUGCUGUAGUAAAAAAAGAAAGAAAGAUUGUCUGUUUGUUUUGUGAGUGAAAAGGUUAAAGUGGAUUUGGCAUUCUUGACUUCAUUGUAUUCAUUGUUCUCUUUAUUUACAUUACUUAGAUAUUUUAAUUUUUUUUAAAAAAUGGUAUUUAAUUCAUAUUUUGAUAUAUAGACACAGAGUUUGGUUGCUUA
Gossypium raimondii (Peruvian cotton) is the source of this 2560-nucleotide messenger RNA. Its product is annotated as eukaryotic initiation factor 4A-8. The transcript is spliced from 7 exons. Gene Ontology annotation, cellular component: cytoplasmic stress granule. The record is from RefSeq and is a predicted model, not a curated record. Gene Ontology annotation, molecular function: ATP binding; translation initiation factor activity; RNA helicase activity. Gene Ontology annotation, biological process: cytoplasmic translational initiation. NCBI's taxonomy places the organism in Eukaryota, Viridiplantae, Streptophyta, Magnoliopsida, Malvales, Malvaceae. The coding region runs from base 1035 to 2336 and encodes 433 amino acids.